AUGUCACCCAAGAAGAACGCCCAGACGACGGCCAAAACCAGUGGUGGCAUCCUUCGCUCGGGACGCUUUGCUGCGACGGCCUCCAUCGACGUGGUCACCAAGGCUAAGUCACCGAAGAGUUGCAACUCCGGCGGCUGCUACGACGACGACUACCAGUUCACCAGGACCGUUGCCUAUGUCUGGACCAUCCGGCCCUCCGCCUCCUACGCCAGCGCUUGGCAGCUCCGUCUUUCUCCGGUCACCCCGCUGUCGAUUUGCACACCGAUCUGUGCACCACCAAUGCCAAACCCGCCCCUGCUGGCGGCAACAGCCAUGGCAGCGGCCACGACUAAGGCCUCCUCUCCGCCUGCACCAGGCACCUUCGGCCUUCGAGCUUCCUCUCGUCCGCCCUUCAUGGGUGGCACCGAGCUACCCUCUCCUUUGCCUCCGACAGCUGUGGUCCCCUUCUCUUCUACAUCAACGGGCUCAGCCACGACGGCAACAGCGGCAGGACCAUCGACUACUCCCACGCCGGCUCAGCUUUGGAACGCAGUGGUGUCUGGCCUUGCCCUGCCAUCAGAUGUCUGA
This is a messenger RNA of Symbiodinium sp. CCMP2592, 567 nucleotides long. Lineage: Eukaryota; Dinophyceae; Suessiales; Symbiodiniaceae. The record is from the annotation of a GenBank genome assembly.